AUCAUCGAACCAUCCCUAUUGCCCUUCUAGCUUUUUCCCAGUCCAAGCAGCCUCCAAUUCGUGCCACUCUCUUCAAAAUGGCCGUUACCUUCUCAAAUCUCCACACAGAAUCAGGUCUCAAGUCCCUCGACGACUUCCUCUCUGGGAAGGUCUACGUUUCUGGGGAUCAGUUCACAAAGGACGACAUCAAAGUGUAUGGUGCUGUUUUGGAGAAGCCAGGUGACUCUUUUCCCAAUGCUGCCAAGUGGUACGAGGUUGUCUCAUCUCAGCUUGCUGCAAGCUUCCCCGGCAAUGCUCAAGGGGUGAGAUUCAGUGGCAAAGCUUCUGCUCCAGCGGAGGCUGCUCCUGCGAAACCGGAUGCUUCUGCUGCUGAAGAUGAUGAUGACCUUGAUCUCUUUGGCGAUGAGACUGAGGAAGACAAAAAGGCAGCAGAGGAAAGGGAGGCUGCUAAGAAGUCUACCAAGAAGAAAGAGAGUGGCAAAUCUUCUGUUCUGCUUGACGUUAAGCCUUGGGAUGAUGAAACAGACAUGAAGAAGCUGGAAGAGGCUGUUCGCAGUGUUGAGAUGCCUGGUCUAUUGUGGGGAGCAUCCAAACUGGUUCCUGUUGGUUAUGGGAUCAAGAAGUUGCAGAUCAUGUUAACUAUUGUCGAUGACCUUGUAUCUGUGGACACCCUUGUUGAGGAGACUCUCACAGUUGAGCCCAUCAAUGAGUAUGUCCAAAGCUGUGACAUUGUUGCAUUCAACAAAAUCUAAGUUUUCAUGUUGAAUUUCAGUCAUUUUGAAGCAGCCAAUUAGUUUGUUUUUCUUUCUCAUCCACUUCCUUCUAACUUAUUCAUGUCUAGUUUAUGUUUCAGUGAUGGUUUUGUUACUAGAAUUCUGAGAAGUAAAAAAUAUAUAUUUUGAAUAUUUAUGUUCUUGUGUUCCAUCAA
This is a messenger RNA of Glycine soja, 928 nucleotides long. RefSeq names its product elongation factor 1-beta 2-like. Lineage: Eukaryota; Viridiplantae; Streptophyta; Magnoliopsida; Fabales; Fabaceae. Gene Ontology annotation, biological process: translational elongation. The record is from RefSeq and is a predicted model, not a curated record. Gene Ontology annotation, molecular function: translation elongation factor activity; guanyl-nucleotide exchange factor activity. The transcript has 6 exons. Gene Ontology annotation, cellular component: eukaryotic translation elongation factor 1 complex; cytosol. Bases 78 to 752 code for a protein of 224 amino acids.